Symbiodinium necroappetens is the source of this 939-nucleotide messenger RNA. Lineage: Eukaryota; Dinophyceae; Suessiales; Symbiodiniaceae. The record is from the annotation of a GenBank genome assembly.
AUGCGGCGAGUACAUCAGGACGUGCUGCGAUCGCUCGAAGAGAACAGCAGAGCGAAUGUAAGUGCUGCUAUCCAGACGAUGCUUGCAAAUGAACUUCGGUUUUCGGAGGAGUACGCCGUGUUCUACCACAGCUACUCCAGCUCUUGCAUACUCUACGAGUUGCAAGCCGUGCUUGCGGCUUUCUUCCUCGGCUACCCGGAAGAGGGCCCGCCGAUACUACGCUUGACCAGGGCUCCCUUCGAGAACAUGUCGUCUCUGCAGCAGCUGCUGGACCUCCGCAAAGCUGGCAUCAGCGACCGCACCCCAGAGUUCCGAGCCCUGGCUAUUUCUGUGUUUUGUUCUUGCUUUGCCUCGGGAGGCUAUGGGAGGAGCAUGUUGGAAAACUACCUUGUCAGCGGAUACCACACGCCGCAUGACACCAGCGGUGACAUCCGACGGCUGCUGGAGCUGGUCUUGGAGCCAGCCGGGGAGCUCGAGGAGCUGCCGGCCUUGCUGUCCGGCAUCCUGGCGCUUGGCCAGGAGUUUGAAGCUCCCAUCGAGCGGGCGAAAGGAGCAGCCAAACGCAGAGGGCAUGUCCUCCAGAUCUUCCUCCAUCACUCCGUGGUGGAUGCCGUCGUGUAUGGGGCCCAGCCCUUGGGUUCCCUGGCACCACAGAGGGUUCCCUUCUCCGAGUGGCUUCGACAGCAGUGCCCGGUGGAGGGCCAAGCGCGUCUCCUGAUGCAUCCCGACCUCUUCAUUGACACACGCCGCGGCCUUGUACACAUCGUGGCCUUGAGCCCCGAACGGCCCUUCGACCGUCUUGGCUUGCGCCGUCGCCUCCGGGAGCUUCUUGGGCCCCACCUGGCGAAGGCCUCACAGGAGGACCUGAAGGCCUCCCUUGGAUUUCGAGACAGAGAGGAGACGCCCUCCGCUACGCAGGUCUCACCAGAAAUGGUGUAG